This is a messenger RNA of Petromyzon marinus (sea lamprey), 4648 nucleotides long. RefSeq lists its product as uncharacterized. NCBI's taxonomy places the organism in Eukaryota, Metazoa, Chordata, Hyperoartia, Petromyzontiformes, Petromyzontidae. The record is from RefSeq and is a predicted model, not a curated record.
UGCGCGAUGACAUUGCCACGUGGACGUCGGCACGUGAGGACGCGAUGACGUUGACAACUGUCGGGAGGUCAAGGGUUAAAGUGUCCAUUUCUGUUGAAAGUCUGUUUAUUUUAAUUGUGCAAUUGUAGUUUGUGGUAACGUAGCGGUCGUUAUAAUGAAGUAAGAUUUUUGUUUUAAUUACGCAACGACAACUUUCUGUGACCAACGUGAAGUAUAAUGAAGUAAAUUCCACAAUAUCAACGGCAAGAGGAGGCAUUCUUCCAGCAGCUAUAAUCUGUUUAUGCAAGCUGAUUUAAAUGGGGAAGACAAAGCACAAGCGACCGAAGGAGGUGCAGUCGUUAACUCUGGAAGCCUGCACUCGCAAACGUAGCAAAGCGGUGCCCUCAGAGGCCCUGCCUCAGGUGGCACCCGCGAAAUCGCCAGACCAUUCUCAGAACGUCAACAAUAAAGAUACCCGCGUACCCAGCUCAGAGAAACAUGGCCCAGACAGAAAGGCCAACGACCCCAGCAGCAGCGACAGUGGCAGCAAACGCACCUCAGGGCCUUCCGGAAAGCGCUUGGGUAACCGGCUAAAGCAUAUAUGGCGGAAGACACACAGGGAACGAAACCACUCCUCCUGCACGUUGCUUCAGCGCGGUGCUAGCAAGGUGACGGGCAUGGUGGCCAGGGAGGAGACCGACAGUAAACGCUGCCAGGCAACAUUGCACAAGCCCAGCAGGAAAGAGUGCAAUGAGAGGGGAAAUCAGGCAGAGGCCAUCGUCGUCAAUCCAAUGCAGAGGACAGUCCUGGGUGACGUGCAGAACACGUGCCAGCUGAUCACGCAGAACCGGCUCACGCAGCGCCUGGGACUUUUCAGCCAGAUGGUGGAGUCAGAAGAUAUCAACAAUUUACUGGCCCAAGCGGCAGUUAAACCGUCCAAGACGAGAGGUGCUAAGAGUGAUAUGUGCCACAGAAAGAUGCAGAAAGCGAAACGGGAUGAAUCUCUCAGGUCGACUGCGCUUCAGUCCAAGGUGAUCGUUGAAUUAAUCAAAUCUCCUUCAGAAUUUUCACAAAUGGAGUCUGUGAGCCACAGCACGCCUCUUAGCUUGGCACGAGACAGAGCCUCUUUGUGUUCUUCUCUGCAAGGUUCACAGCUCGCAGCCGGCCAUGCGGAACGUGCUCACAGAAAUUCCAAAGCUUGCGAGGAGCCUGGCACAGAUGAAAGGGCUACAAAGAUCCGCUCCCCCGCAGAAAGCCUCAGGUCGCACACUGGUGUGGGCAGAAAGAAAAAGAAGAAUAAAAGGCACAAAGACCAGGGGAAGCCAGAGUUAACUAGAGACAAAGAGAAAAUGAGUUGUUGCCCAAAAGAGACAGGCGGGGCUGACAACGAAUGCAUCGAUGGUGGACACUGGGACGCAGAUACAGUGAGUUUGACAUUUAAAGCUGCAAAAACCAUGCAGCACUUCUUGGAUUCUCGCACUUACUUCCCAGGUCGGCGCUUGGCGUUAGAGCACCGGCGCCUCCUCAUUUCGUGUAUAAACUCAUCGCACCAUCUUGAAGAUCCAAGCCUUGGACGGAUGUCCUUUCCCGGGGUGGCGCCACCACCUACUCAGGUGAUAGAGGGACCCAACGCUCUGGGUGGUGCACCCCCGCCUGUGGUUCAGUGGCAGAGAGGGUUCUUUGAAAGGGAGAGAGAAACCAGUGCUUGCUACCAAAUGUCUAAUAUGUGUUUCCAGACCUGGCUUCACAAGCAACAGCAGGCCAAGUCCUUUCUGCAUGACCAUGCAGCAGCCCUGUGUCCACUCCCCACAAUGUUCUAUCCAGCAGCUGUCAGCGAUCCCACUGUGAUGUCAACCCCUCUCUCGAACUUCGCCCUCUCAUUUGGUCCCAACUUCCAACCUGCUCCUGUUGCCGCUGCAGGUAGCUGUUUUGAAAAUGUCUCUCAAAUCCGCCAGUUCCUGCCUCCAGUUGGGGUUGCUGGCUUCGCUCCAAAAGCAUGCGACCGACGUACUCUGAAGCCUCACAUGCUGCACCAGUCGGAGGUGGUGAGGUGUGAGAAUUUUUCACGGCGGUCAAGGGCAGCGGCUCAUAGCCCAGAAGAUGCGUUUGUGCGUGAUCACCAACCCUGCACGAGCAACGGCCACUUCUGUGCCUUUGUAGACAGCUUCCCAGCGCAUGUCGCCAGGCAGCCUGACGAGGCUAGGCCACGUGAGCAGUUUCCUUCGAAUGGUCAAUUUGCCUUUGAACAACACGGUAUGCGUGAGUUUCAUCGCGGUUUGUCGCAGCACCACGUUAACCCGGAGUCUGCCCAUAACAAGGAGUGGUUCGACCAUCGGGCUAACACUCACCAGAAGUAUUUGCGUUACCCGGAGCCAGCAAAGGUUCCCACACAUCCCCAGCUCGCGUUUUCUGCCUCGGAUUACAAUCUGGAGGAAUGGGAGUAUCCCCGAAUGUACAUGUAUUGAACGGUGUUUGACAAGUGCGUAAUUGUUGGCAGCCAAAGACUGCAUAUUGGCACAAAUUAAUGACUGGCGGGAAGCAGUUGUUUUGUGAUGUGGCUAAGAAGUGUUCGUAUUUUGUAAAGUUGAAGUAUGAACAUUGGAUUAAUUCAGUUUACAAUAGCUUAUGAAAAGGUUGAGGAUCGAUUUCUUGGGCCGUAUGACCAAUUGUAGCAGUUGCGUGAAGAUGUGCCAUUACGAUUCCAAAUGUGUGCAGCUUAUGUAAUCACAAACGUGAAGGGAGUCACAUUUUUAAACAAGCAUCCAUCUUUCAGUGAAGCUUACUUAUACUUUAUAUUUGCCUAAAACUAAGGUAUUUAUAUACAUUUUUCGAGGAAUUUAUAAGAGAACUGAUUUAACUCGUACAUAAAUAAAUGGGUUACUAGAUUACCCAGAUUGCACCUGAUUUAGUUUGAUCUUAGAAACUAGCAGAUUAAAGGCCGGAUGUGCUUGGAUGGGCAGCCACCAUGCAUAAACCAAAGGCUGCUGUGGGGCUAUAUUGCCACCAGAGAGAAGUGCAGAAACAGCCAUUGUGAUAAUGUACCAUGCUCCACCUUCAAGUUGUUCUGACCAGUGUGAUGAAGUUGGGUUAAAUAUCCCCAUGAUCCACACAGCAUGGAGAAGUGGCCCUCGUAAGCAGUGGUUUGACAAAAGCGCUGCACAUGUACAUUACAAGAGUAUCAAUUGAACAAACUUUUUAGAUAUAGGAUACAAUGUUAUAUAUAUUGUCUUUUGUUACAUUUUACAAUCUAAUGCAUGAAGGUAAAUUUGUUCUUAUAAGUUACUUUUACUAUUCGAAACAUUUGUGGCUGAAACCAAUACAACAUCGCUAGCACUAUGUAAUUUGUUGAAUUUGUUUAAUGUAUAUGACAAUAUUUUUGUCGAUUUUUAUAAUAUAUUUGAAAGUGGAAGAAAAUGAAAUGAAUUGAGAGCUUUCCUUAUGUUUAAAAUUAUUUAUUUUUGAAACCACAUGUUUGGAUGUUUUGCAGCUUUUGCCCAUGCAUUCCUGCCUGAUUCGCAUUAAACUGUCUUGUCAUCUCAGGAAGCAAUGCAUUGCUUGGCAGUGUGUUUGAUUUUAACCUGCUGUACGACCUUGGUGAAAUCUGAGUGGAGAAUGUACGCUUUGGCCAAUCAAAAUAGGGAGUCGACGCAUGGCCAAGACCAAAAGGCUUCGUUUAACUAGACAGAAUCCUCAAUCUUUUUUUGCAUCUGAUAUCCUUUCAUACAAUGAGUAUGGAUCCUUUCUGUUGAUAAAAAAAACCUAAUUUUAUCACAUGAAUUGAACUUAAUUCACGUGCAAAAAUUAUGGUUAUCCAUUCGUCGUAUGUGAAAAAAAAAUGCGUGGUUGUACCGAUCAACAUCGCGAAAGUGCGUCUGAAAUGGGUUUUGACUUGCAAAUACCACUUUGUUGAUACAUCUAUUGGUUUAUUUUUAUGGGUUUCAACUAAUUAUAUAAACAGAAAAUGUAGGUUUUCAUAGCCAACACAUCAUAAACGUAACUGACCUGAUUAUAUUGCGAGGUGGCAGAGGAUUGCGCACCCCUCGCCAACAUUUAAUAACUAAGAGUGGACUAAUUAUUUGAUUUCGUCGACUAGACUAGAAUUCCUGAGAUAAUCUUUAACAGAAAUCCAUUGGCUAAGAUUUGACUCACGAUCUGCAAUUUGUUGUGAAUUUGCUUAAGACCAUGACUUAAGAUAUUUAAGAAUGCGAAUUGUCGCCAGUUUAGAGAUAGAUCUGUGGCUCAUUUCAUUGACGUAGUAAAAAGGAAGUUGGCUCUAAUUGCAUCACGUUCCAAAGUACAGAGGAGUCGGAAUCACCACACACCUCUUCGUCAUUACCAAGGCCGGAGGAAAUGUUUACUGUGAGGUUUAAGAGUUAUGUUCGUUGUGCUAAAACAUCAUGCAUUACAACCCCCUGUCUGUCUUACAUAACAUCGUGGGUAAAAUAUAAACAGGGUGAUUAAAAUCAGGGAAUGUCUAAGUAUGAGCAAGCCAGUAUAUUUCGAGCCUGUAAAUGAGUAAACGCACUGCUGCCGUUAUGUAAUCAUUGCGAGUCAUGUUUGAGUGGAACGUGUGUCGUGUAUUUCAUUAUUCAACGUAGACUUUGGCGCAAAUUGCCGAUUCAUCGGUUACGGGGAAGUUAAAUAAACUUUUACACAAUUUUUCCAUAAA